UUUGGCGAAGCAGCGUUGCAGGUAAACAGGGAGAUAUUUGUCAACAGGACGAUUUUCCUCCUGACACACCAAUGAAUGCAGAUCCGUGUAUUGCUAGGGCUUUAAUGGGACCUCUGCUCUGACUGAACACAGCUGUGCGUGUUUGCAAGAAGAAAAGACUACGUGUGUGUCGAGGAGGUCGUGCAUUUCCAGACCAGCAACUUCAAACAUUUUCUGCUUUCCAACAUCAAGGAUGAAAUCCAACAAGAGAGCUUUUGAAGACGACCACAAUGGAGACGCAGAGUUUUCAGCCAUGUCUGACAGCGACCCCUGCGAAGACGACGGUUUCCCUCUCAACCUCUCCAUGAGUCACAGAAGAACCGAGGCCGCGGCCAAACGGCGUCGCCGUGGAAACCUCCCCAAAGAGUCUGUUCAGGUUCUGAGGGACUGGCUAUAUGAGCAUCGCUUCAAUGCAUACCCCUCAGAAGUGGAGAAGCUGAGCCUGUCGAGACAAACCCACCUGUCUGUGUCACAGAUCUGUAACUGGUUUAUAAACGCUCGACGGAGACUCCUGCCAGACCUCCUCAGGAAAGAUGGCAAAGAUCCCACCAAGUUUACCAUGUCACGGCGUGCCAGCAAACCCGAAAGAUCUGCAUCCCCAGAAAGCCCGACUUCUUCGCCUGGUCCCUCACCCGUAUGCUCUGCCCCAAUAUUGGACUUGCGGCUGUUGGGUAACACAGCCACGGCCAUUUUGGCUCGAGCGGGUUGUUUGCCAUCAUCAGGGGCCUUUAGUCAGGAUGGUGGUGUUCAGGCUCUGAUGCAACUGGACACAAGCGGCCUUCUGGGACGUGAAGGGUUUCAGAGUGAAGAUCAAUCCUCAAACCCUCAUCUGACCACCCUGUCUGCUUCUACCUCUGUCCUGACCCAGGGAGGAGUGAGCCCAACUGGGGUCUUGUUCAACACGCCUCCCCCCACCCCUCCAGAUCUGUGCCCACAAGAUUUCAGCGAUCUCAAACUUUUAGUGGAUGCGGCGUUGCAGCGGGCGGCCGAGCAGGAAAACUGCAGACAAAAAGAGAAAACGACACAAGAACCAGAUGAACUUUCAAGUGCUCUUGGCAAGAAUGGAGAUUCAGAGGCAGUACCGUAUUCUAGGGAAGAGAUGCCUUCUAGUGAUGCUACAGCAGGAUUGAUGGAGAAUCCAGUGUUGCCAGUGUCAGUUCCUGUCAUAACCCACUCAUUUCCAAGCUUUCCUGUCGUGCAGACCGCUUUGACCAACGGUGGAGUCACCAGUGUGAUUGUAGGAGGCAAGAACAUUUUGGAAUCGAGUAACUACACGUCAUCUGGAGUGUGGAGCAUCCGACAAACCAGUCCACGUCCGAAUGCGGUGGCUCACACGUGGAGUCCGAAGUACACAAAUAAUACAGUCACGGAAAGCGUCAAGUGAAUGUGAAAGCAGUCAAAGAUACUUAAAUGCUUGCACCUAAAGUGGAAAAACUCAAGCGAGCCGAUCCACUUAACACUCUUAUAUUUGUCAGAAGUCUCUAAAGCAGAUGGAAAACUUGGUAACACUAAAAUGUUGACUGUGCGUCUCCAAAUCGUAUAUCCCCGUUGUCAUGGAAACAGUCUGAAUGUUGUUAAGAUCCCAGAGAGCCCCAGCAUGGAUUAUUCAGUCUGUAAACAAAUGGACACAAUUUUCCUCUUGAAUGGUCAACAUCAGUAUGUAUUUUAAAGACUUCUUUUCUUUCAACAAAAACUUUUAUCUUUUUUAACUACAUGAAUUUUAUGGGUCCGUUAAACGCUCUUCAAAAAAGAAUCCAAACUUCCAAAAUGUUCAGUUUUAGAAUCUCUCAGAUUUCUCACUUGCAGCAAGUGGCCACCGCAUACAGACACCAGCAGAUCUAAACCUCAAAUAUUACAAAAGCUCAAAGGUCCUGAGGAAACUGAGCACAUCAGGUUCACCGCUGAAAAAAGAGACUUCAGAAAUACUAGAAGUGGCCUUGCUUUAGAUUCUGUGACUUUUUAGAUGAAUGGAAACUGUAGGAGCUCCACAUCAAACAGUGUUUGCCUGUCUGCAUCAAUGUAUUCUCAUAGGGUUAGACGUCUAGUAGUUAUGUAGCAUGGUUUACUGAUAUCUGUGAAUGUUUCUGGAAGACCAGCAUGCAGCGUUUGAAUAUGAGAAUCUGUUUAGGUGCUAAAUGUCGACUUUUAGAUUUAUUACUUUAUUCCAGUUUUGCCUGAUAAAGCCUUUAAAUACCAAAAUCUCAGAUGUGUACGUUUCAACCGUGCGUCUGUGUGUUCCCUCAUAUAUCCUGCACUUUAUAUCUCAUCUUUUGGUCAUCACGUCAAAACUGCCACACAAUCUGUCAACCUCAAAAUAAGAUCUCCGAGCUUCACGUGUGCUAUAUGUGUGUGUGGAAUGAUGAGCAGUGGAAUGUCAGGAAAUCGAUUUGUACUGCAGAGGUCUUUACUCAACGUCUCGUUUCUGUCUCGGACGCGAGAUAGAGGUCGUCUCAAAGACGAGACCAGCAUUGAUUUCUUUAAGGUCUCAUGUAACGCUGGAACUCUACCUCCAUUACUCGGAGUGUUGCUGGUGAUGAGUAAAGUAGAUAAUCAGUGUUAAUAACCGUGUUGAGUUCUCUUUCACACACGUUGUGUAAAGGCGUUGAAUUUUAUCGGGAAGGACUGGAGUGUUUUUUGACUGGAGGAGUUUGUGUCUUAAACCAAACUAGUAUAAAAGCCUGUUACACACAGUUCAUGUAUCUGGACUGAAUUGUUCCCGCCUCGUGAACGUAUCUUCAGAACUCUUAUUCUCUACUUAUAGUUUCCAUGAAACUGUGUUCAAAAUGUUACAGUUGUCUUUCUUUUUGUUAUAGGCUUUAAUGGCUGUCGAAACAUCAGGUCACUUUACAUUAUUUCUGAUUACUCGCAAACAUGGCGUAACCCGCAUUUCCUUUUAGUUUUUAUUGUGCAUAGGUGUAAACAUUUCAGUCAAUCCAAAGGUCAGAGGUCACAUUCUGUAGUACUGUACAUGAUGCUUAUGUGUUGUCUCAGGUUGCUUUAUAGUUUUUAGAGUAUUCCGUUGUGCGUAUCAGAGUUUUAAUACUUAUUGGAAUUCAUCGGUUUUAGCAUCUUUAAGACGUUUUUGUAGCGACAUCAAAGUUUUACAGAUUCAAUUCACUAACAUAUAUUAAACCACUGUGAGAUUGUUAAUUCCUGUGAUGGUACUGGAAGCAAAUGUAUAUAUUUUUUAAAAUGCUCUAUUUUUUCACCUCGUCAGAAUGACCAACAUUAAUAUUUCUGAACAUUUUAUUAUUUGCGGUCUUAUGUAUGACAAUGUGAAACAUGUAAAUGACGUUCAGGCAAUAUGGUUUUGUCUUCGGCACACAGCUGCUUAUCACCGAUAUACUUCAAAUAUAUGUAGCCCUCUACUAUACGACCAAAUACAUGAAGUUGGAUGUGAAAUUGGUUUUAGCUUGUAUACUAUGUGUAUCUAUAGCAGAGUUCAAUAAGUGGCAUUUGUGCCUUAUCUGCUUGUGUAGGAAAACCUUCUGUAGUCUGUGCAAUAUCUGCCUUAAACAUUUCUUGUUUUGUAUCAGCAUACAGAGAAAUAAAA
This is a messenger RNA of Triplophysa rosa, 3592 nucleotides long. Its product is annotated as homeobox protein TGIF2. Lineage: Eukaryota; Metazoa; Chordata; Actinopteri; Cypriniformes; Nemacheilidae. Bases 233 to 1423 code for a protein of 396 amino acids. Gene Ontology annotation, molecular function: DNA-binding transcription factor activity, RNA polymerase II-specific; RNA polymerase II cis-regulatory region sequence-specific DNA binding. The record is from RefSeq and is a predicted model, not a curated record. The transcript has 3 exons. Gene Ontology annotation, biological process: regulation of transcription by RNA polymerase II.